CAUCAGGUGGCCAUGUUGGACGUCAAAACGUAUCGCUGCGGCGAGCAGGGCCGUCUCCACACUACGUGCUCGAACGGGGAAGCAUGCGCCUUCCUCCUCGCAGGAGAGCUCUGGAGAGCUCCCACGGACCUGGAAAUGUCAUCUGAGAUUUCUCGCGCGCAUUUGACUUUUCCCGCCGACCGCCAUGGCGCCGUGGCCGGCCAACAUGGCGUUCGGGACAAUUCAAGAUGGCGGACGCGAGGAGUAUUCCGGCAGGUGGCAUGGCGUGCGCUGAUCCCGCCUGGCUCUCAAACGUAUAUUUCCCUGUUCGCACUUUGCGACGUUUCGCAGUUCGCAUUCUUCGCACUGGUGAGUCGCGUGCCCGUUCGAGCGGGUGGAUUAUAGUUCUCCGUGGAAAGCG
Messenger RNA from Acromyrmex echinatior (Panamanian leafcutter ant), 400 nucleotides. RefSeq lists its product as uncharacterized. The record is from RefSeq and is a predicted model, not a curated record. Lineage: Eukaryota; Metazoa; Arthropoda; Insecta; Hymenoptera; Formicidae.